This is a messenger RNA of Anthonomus grandis grandis, 1438 nucleotides long. RefSeq names its product IST1 homolog. Gene Ontology annotation, biological process: protein transport. The transcript has 7 exons. The coding region runs from base 140 to 1261 and encodes 373 amino acids. The record is from RefSeq and is a predicted model, not a curated record. Lineage: Eukaryota; Metazoa; Arthropoda; Insecta; Coleoptera; Curculionidae.
UAUUAUUUUUUUCAGGACGUCAUAAAAUGGCGUCACCCUACUUAUUUUAAGAACAAUGAUUCAUAAAUAAUUUUGUUGUUAAUAACUGUUUAAACAAUUGCAUCCAUUUAUUAGUAGUCCUUAUUGCGUGACAUACACGAUGUUCUCGAGCGGCCCUAACUAUACGAAAUUGAAAACCAACCUGAGACUGGCCAUCACCAGGCUGAAAUUGCUUGAAAAGAAGAAAUCGGAACUAACUGAGAAGUCCAGGAGGGAAAUUGCGGAUUAUAUCAGCGCUGGGAAGUAUGAACGGGCUAAAAUUCGGGUGGAAUUUAUAAUUAGGGAGGACUAUUUUGUGGAAGCCUUAGAAAUUGUUGAAAUGUACUGUGACCUUUUACUUGCACGGUUUGGUCUUAUUCAAAACAUGAAAGAACUUGACGAGGGCAUAGCUGAAGCUGUUUCUAGUAUAAUUUGGGUUGCCCCCAGACUACAAUCUGAUGUACAGGAAAUCAAAGUAAUUGCAGACCUCUUAGCGGCAAAAUAUGGACCCCAAUACGCGGAGGCAUGUCGAAUCGAAUCGGUGGACACCAUAAGUCCAAAAUUAAAACACAAACUUUCGAUUCAGAGCCCCCCGAAAUUGCUCGUCGAAAAAUACGUAAUCGAAAUAGCCAGCGUGUUUAACAUCAAUUACGAACCGGAUCCUCAAGUUAUGGCGUUGGAACAGGGCAACGACGCCUUCUUGAUUGACCUGUCUUCCGAACAUAAAAACAAUCUUGGAGGUGGUGGUGGUGGUAACGGAGGCUUUCCGCAACCCUUAGGGUUUGUCGGGUAUCCCCAACCACCCGGAAUACCAUCGUUAUUAGAUCCUCCAGCUUUUUCUUAUCCAAUGAAUCCAGGGCCGGGUAGUGAGAAGGGCGGAGGGCCUUCGGCUCCUAUGCCGUUCAAUUAUAACAUUCCACCACAAAAUCACCCUGAAGAGACCAAGCAGUCUAAUACCGAUUUUAUGGAUAAUUUGCCAACUUACAGCAUGGUAUAUCCAGAUGUUAAUAAGGAUAUGGGUGGUAAAGGAUCUAUUAGCACAACAAAAGAUAACAAUAUUAAUGAGAACACCGAUGAUAAACCGAAACCGUUGCCAAGAACAAAGAUGAAUAACGACUACAACCUUCCAGACCUACCGAGUGUCCCAAACGUGGCACCGGGAGGCAGUAAUGACGCUGACGAUAGUACAGUCGAUUUUGAUGAUUUAACCCGAAGAUUUAACGAGCUCAAGAAACGCAUGUAGCAGUUUAACCAUAUAACGUUCGUCGUAUGCUUUUUAACUUUAUUUAUAUUAAGUCUCUUUUAUUUGUUCGCUCUUGAGUUUAUCGAACUGAUUCGCGGUAGGACUGCUCGAUAAACUCCUUUUUUUUCGUUAAUUAUUAUAGUUUUUAAUUUUAAAUAAAUGAAUAUUCAUUGUUCA